Messenger RNA from Cyprinus carpio (common carp), 939 nucleotides. RefSeq names its product protein unc-13 homolog B-like. Gene Ontology annotation, biological process: synaptic transmission, glutamatergic; presynaptic dense core vesicle exocytosis; synaptic vesicle maturation. The record is from RefSeq and is a predicted model, not a curated record. The coding region runs from base 218 to 505 and encodes 95 amino acids. The transcript has 4 exons. Gene Ontology annotation, molecular function: calmodulin binding; syntaxin-1 binding; diacylglycerol binding. Gene Ontology annotation, cellular component: presynaptic active zone cytoplasmic component; plasma membrane; synaptic vesicle membrane. NCBI's taxonomy places the organism in Eukaryota, Metazoa, Chordata, Actinopteri, Cypriniformes, Cyprinidae.
AUGCACAUGUCACUAACGCCAUGGGAACGCCGAACAGUUCUCCUGGCGCGUUGCAAACACAGUCGGCACUUCACUCUUAUUUUUAUGAUGAAUGUAAACAUCUUCGAUUGUUCCUCGCUAUCUCAAAUAUAAUUUCGAAAGCGGAGAAAAUAAAGUGACAAAUGCCACAGGAGGUGAUCAAGUCAUAAUUGUGCUGUGCUGGACUAAAAUCUCAGCAAUGUCGCUACUGUGCGUGCGAGUGAAAAAGGCCAAGCUCCAAGGACCUCCAGGCAAGUUUAAUGUGUAUGUCACGCUGAAGGUCCAGAAUGUUAAAAGCACAACCAUCACAGUGCGAGGAGACCGGCCCUGCUGGGAACAGGAUUUCAUGUUAUUGUUCCAGAGAUUAUUUUGUCAAUUCUUCAGGAAGAAUUCUGAGAAUCAGCUGCAGUUACGGGGAUUACCAGAGAGAGGGGGAUCUGGACUGGGAGUUCACAAAACACAUUUAAAGUUUUACUUCUUCUAUUAAAAAAAGCACAUUUGUUCAGUCUUCACCAGAGAUGGAAGAGUUACUUAAUGUUUUUCCAAUAUUAUCAGUAAUCUGAUCUAAACAGUGUUGAAAGUAACACAAUUUGUAGACAUUAUUAGAGAUUACAUUUCACAUUUAAUUUGAGUGAUAAUGGUGAGAGAAGGGUUCAUUUCAGUCUGUUUCUCGUACAAAGCUCUUGAAGCCUGAAUCUCAUGUAUAUUGUUGCAUACUUUUUUUGAAGAUUAAAAACCUCAAUUGCAUUGAAAAUAGUGAACAUAGAAAAUAGGGAAAAUAUAAGUCACUUGUGUUUUGGGACAAUUUGGAGAAAUAUGUGAGAUUGUCAGUAGUUUGAUUAUAUUAUUUUAACUAUUGUUAAAUGAUGAGGUUUCAUGUGUAUUCUGACCCAAAUAUAGGGUCAGUAAGACAUUUUUAAU